CACACUACAAAGAGCCCGCGACUAACUGCAGCCCUUUGCCGGAUUUCUCCGUAUUCAGACACAUAUUUAUAAAACUAAUUUAUUCAGCAAGCGUCUUUCUUUUCCCAAAAGGAAAAGAGGGAGAUUGGUAAGAGGUUGUGGCUGCGAUGAAGACUGACGCUGCUAAGGGCACCUCCAACGGGGACAUCCACCCGGGCGAGAACGGCAACGAUGUAUCGAUCGGCGGCGACAAUGUAGCGAGCCGAAAGCCGGCGGACAGCAUGGGCAAGGUCCGCGGCUGCAUCAGGGGGAACCUGCUGGUCAUCCUCACCGUGACCGGGGUCAUCAUCGGCGUGGCGAUCGGCCUGUCGGUGAGAGGCCUCGGGCUCGGCAGGGUUCAGAUCAUGUACUUCUCCUUCCCCGGCGAGCUGCUCAUACGGCUGCUGAAAAUGAUCAUCAUCCCGCUGGUCGUCUGCAGCCUGGUGGCGGGGGCCGCCAGCCUGGACACGAAAGCCCUGGGCAGGCUGGGCGGCUGGGCAAUGCUGUUCUUCUUCCUCACCACGCUGCUGGCCUCGGCCACCGGUGUGGCUAUGGCUUUCAUCAUCCGACCUGGAGCAGGCGCCGAGGCCAAGCCGCAGCUGCCCGGCAUGGAGGAAGCGCUCCCGGAGCCUAAAGAGGUCACCGACUCCUUUCUGGAUUUAGCAAGGAACAUCUUCCCAUCUAACCUCGUCUCGGCAGCAUUUAAGUCGAGCGCUUUGGGAAUUCCUGAGGACGUGAAUCAUACUAAUGAGAUGCACUAUUUCUCCCUUCCUUCCACUGUCGCGGCUUCGCCCCAGAUUCCCGUUCCCAGCAUGGUAGAUGGAAUGAACAUCCUGGGGCUGGUGGUCUUCGCCAUCGUCUUUGGAAUCGCCCUGCGCAAGCUCGGGCCGGAGGGAGAGAACCUGAUCCAGUUCUUCAACUCCUUCAACGAGGCCACCAUGAUCCUAGUCUCGUGGAUCAUGUGGUACGCUCCUUUCGGUAUCAUGUUCCUGGUUGCAGGCAAGAUUGCGGAGAUGGAGAACGUCUUGUUGCUCUUCACCAGCCUUGGGAAGUACAUCUGCAGCUGCAUCGUGGGGCACAUGAUUCACGGGUUAAUCACGCUUCCCUUGAUCUAUUUCAUCUUCACCCGUAAGAAUCCCUAUUCGUUCCUCUGGGGCAUCUUCACUGCCCUGGCCACUGCCUUUGGAACUGCGUCCAGUUCCGCCACACUGCCCCUCAUGAUGAAGUGCGUGGAAGAAAACAACGGCGUGAGCAAGCAAAUCAGCCGGUUUAUUCUGCCGAUCGGCGCGACCGUGAACAUGGAUGGUGCAGCCCUCUUCCAGUGCGUCGCCACGGUCUUCAUAGCCCAGCUCAACAACAUCACCCUGAACUUUGUACAGAUCAUCACCAUACUAGUGACUGCCACCGCUUCAAGCGUGGGGGCUGCCGGUAUUCCGGCGGGAGGUGUCCUGACGCUCGCCAUCAUCUUGGAGGCGGUGGGCUUGCCCACGAGUGAGAUCUCGUUGAUCCUUGCUGUCGACUGGAUAGUAGAUCGCACCUGCACGGUUCUCAACGUGGAAGGCGAUGCGUUCGGGGCCGGCCUCCUGCAAUCGUACGCCGACAAGGAGAUGACCAAAGAGCCUCAGGGGGAGGAGCUCACGGAGGUGAAAACGGACGGAGUGGCUGCAGUGAAGUCCGAUGAGGAGGGGUCGCCCCUCAUCAAGAAAGAUGUAAAAGUAUCCAUCGAAGGCCGCAAGGAUUCUCUGGAGGAGUCAGUGAUGUGAAGCUUGGAUGUGUGAAAGAGAGUGUCUAUCCCGGACAAAUACUUGAGAACCUCGUGCUAAGGAAAUGCAAUGGAUUCUCCCAACUACGCGUACGGACACUCCCACUAAAACUUAGACAGGAAGUGGGUGAUAAAGGUCAUGAGAGAACCCAGUGAUAUUAUGCAAUUUUAUCUCCCUUUUCCUGCUCCUCCCUGUCCCUCGUCCACAUCCCUCAGCCUGGACAGCAGGGGCUCCCAACCUCCACAGUCGCCACCGGGGAUUCUGCCGUGGCAUCAAACUUUGUGUGUGCACAAAGAAGACUUGAGGACAGUUUUAAUCUCUGCAGACUCCAAAAAAAAAACCCAAAGUGGAAUGUACUUAGUGAGUCUAGAAGGUCUGAAGUUUGUCAAAGCUGCGAGGGAGAUCUCCCUCAUAUAGUACGUUACGUCUAUACUGGUACUCACUGGUUGUGGGGCAGGGCAGCUGGCAGGAGCAGGCUUAAUACUUGGAACAAGUCAAUCCUGCCGGAAAUACACAACGGGUCAGUCAGCAUCUGUGGACGGGGAAACGGUGGAAAUUCAGAAAUGUUAACUCCCUUCUCUCCACAGAUGCUGCCUGACCUGAUUUUUUCUUUUAGCAACAUUCUGAUUUUUUUUUAAAUUGGAUUUCUAGAUUCUGUGGAAUGGUUUUUUUUUGGCUUUUCUAAUACUUUCCUACUUUUUCUAAUACUUAGAGUUGUCUAUAUCUUUGAAGUUUUAGCUCAGUCCAGCUCUUUAUCACUGGCGUGAGAAUUUGGGGAGGCGAUUUAUGUCUUUAUCUCUUCGCUUUGAAGCGUCUCUCACUGAAUUAUUUAAGACAAAUAGAAAUUUAUCAGCUCUGGAUAGCAGAAAACAAGAUGACCCUGCCAGAGUUUAAUAGAGCUGCUGAUCCCAGUUCAAUCCUACCUCCUGGUGCUGUCUGUCUGUGUGGAGUUUGCAAGCUCUCCCUGCAACCACGUGGAAAUUGUGCUCUUUAACUUCCAAGAGUAUAACCAGACUGACUUUAAACAGAUUUCUGGACAGAAGCUGCAGCCUUUCUAUUGAGGAAUAAAAGAUUGCCAGAUAAAUAAUGGAUACUCAGAUGGUCUGCCAUCUGAAAAGGAAGGGUUUUGAAAGACACUAGGGACUGGUUAGGUUGAGUUCUUCUCCAAUCUUGACAAUUUACUUGCAAACGUCUUGUCAUCCGUACAGGGAGACAACGCCAGCCUGCUGCUAAUGCUUGGCCUGUAUAUAUUUUUCAACCUACUGAUUGGUCGUCAUUACGGACACUGAAUUGUGAUGUAGGGAGGAAGUCUCGUUGCUGAUUGGCUGUGUGGAGAGUCUACGUGUUUGUUUACAGAAUUGUUCGCGGAAUGCUUACACUUACAGGAAUUCUUUGGCACGCUGCGUGUUUGCCUGCGCCAUGACUGGUGUGUCCUCUCGAUCUUCAUGGGUAGAGAUUAAGGAGAGUUGGGCACACCGCUCUUUACCGCCAGUUGAAAUUCCCGAAUGCUGGUCGACAGUUUUCCGGAAACAAUUUCGUAAACAAGCACGGUCAACCUGGAUCCUAUUUUUGAGGCGAUGUGGGCGAGCGCACCAAUCUCCUCCCCACGUCGCAAUGUCCAUCAGUCACCUUGGCCAAGGGUGACCCGAGGUGAGCGAAAGGAAGAAGCUCCUUCGGUAGAGACUUAUCUCCGGCCUGCUGACCGGGUUCGGGUAGUUUAGUGUUGUGUAGAUUGUAGAACUACUAAUGUGUUGCAUUGGAUUGUAAUAUAUUAUACCAAAAUGAUUUGUUAUCGGUUUACACUCCCAAACCCAGGGUGAAUUCCCAGCUGGUUUGUGGGGAUUUUGUUUUACGUGACCGCCUACCCACUUCACCACCUCCUUUCGUCCUUACUGCCUUCUUUGAGUUUUGAUUGGGUUUCUUCAGAUCAUGUUCUGCAUUGAUCUUUCAACACUUGAUAACGCUGAAAUCUACGACUGCACUACAGUACUGAUGGGUACAGGGCUGUCACUGCACUAUGUUGUCGUAUAGCACUGGCAAGAUCCUAGUCAGGGCAAUGUAACACUAGGCACUAGGGCACUGGGUACAGACCUGCCACUGGACACCUGGGCGGGGUGUAGGUCGAUUAAUGUAAAACACUGGUCAUAACACAGGUGGUUAUGAGUCUUGUUGUAUAUGUCAGUACGCUAUAUGUCUGUCACUGUGACUGUAGUCACAAAUAAAACGAGCAAUAGUUUCAGUUGGACUCAGUGGCAGGAAAGUGAUGAAUGAGAAAGUUCUUGUAAAAUGGUAUUAAGAUUAUUUAAGUCUAGCUGAAAGAAAAGAUUCUUUCAUGGUUAUUUAUCAGCUGGUUCCAUCGUACAGUAUACAACCUGAACCUCUUGCUCUCUGCAGACAUACACGAAAGAGAAGAAACCCCAAAGACAUUUUUAGUUUAAGUUUGUGGAAUUUCGGCACAGGGACCACCAAACGGGUACCCACAAACCCAGCUGACAACAUUGCCUGUUGUCGACAGAGAACUGUAUGUAAUACAGUCCACUAAGCACAGGUUUAGAAGCCAGUCCGUCUGCCUCCUGGUCGCUGCCAUUAAAGCCAGAACACUCUGGGGGGGGGGGGGGGUGGCGUCAGCGGGCGAGGCGAGACCCGCAGAGUAACGUCGGCCGUGACGUUCCAGAUUGUCAACCGUGUCAGGGCUAGAAAGUGUUGUUCCAUAGCUGAGCGUGCGGGGAAAGCAGCAGAAAGGGGGAAGUCAGUGACAGGACAGUGGAGGGAGUAACUGUGCGAAGUGACAAUAACACCGGGGCAGGGGGAAAGGGGGCCAAGGCUAAACUAAGAAGUGAAGAGGUUCAUUUUGAAAUGAUAAAUCCAUAAUCAGCAAUCAUACGUUUAAAGAUGUAACGGUCUUGUAGAAUUUGAUUGUGUUGAAGUCAUUGUUGAGACGAGGUUGCAAAGUGAUAUUGCAUUGUGAUACAAUGAUAUACAACAUACAUAUAUCCUCUAAGUAUAGGAUAAACCAGGAGUGCAAAGUCUAAAGUUAAUGGCCACUCUUCGAGUGAAUCCUGUAUCCAUGCUUCAUGAUUUAUUUGUCUUUUAAAUUUGUGAGGCCUUGAAAGUUUGGGAAGGAGUGUUCUGACUACUGCUGCUCUCGAGUGUCACUAUAACCUGGUGAAGACGCUUGAGAAUUAAUGGUGACAGAUACGUAUGUGAAUCUUGUGAUACAGGUUACUCAGAUGGUCCUCCGUUGAAGCUGGAACCCUUCUUUAAGGGAGCGGUAUUUUCUUCACGGUUUCAGUACCUUAAUGUCUUGUGUACUUUUUUUUAUAUAAAAAAAUACAGUUCUAAUUUAGAUUUCUA
Molecule: messenger RNA, 5135 nt
Organism: Hypanus sabinus (Atlantic stingray)
Lineage: Eukaryota; Metazoa; Chordata; Chondrichthyes; Myliobatiformes; Dasyatidae
Product: neutral amino acid transporter B(0)-like
Exons: 7
Coding region: 147-1781 (544 amino acids)
Biological process (GO): L-aspartate import across plasma membrane
Cellular component (GO): plasma membrane
Molecular function (GO): neutral L-amino acid transmembrane transporter activity; symporter activity; L-aspartate transmembrane transporter activity
Source: RefSeq, a predicted model, not a curated record